Messenger RNA from Carcharodon carcharias (great white shark), 3275 nucleotides. It is a transcript of the gene znrf3, whose product is annotated as zinc and ring finger 3. NCBI's taxonomy places the organism in Eukaryota, Metazoa, Chordata, Chondrichthyes, Lamniformes, Lamnidae. The coding region runs from base 254 to 2908 and encodes 884 amino acids. The transcript has 9 exons. Gene Ontology annotation, biological process: ubiquitin-dependent protein catabolic process; negative regulation of canonical Wnt signaling pathway; Wnt receptor catabolic process. Gene Ontology annotation, molecular function: frizzled binding; ubiquitin protein ligase activity. The record is from RefSeq and is a predicted model, not a curated record.
GCAGGCGAGAGAGGAGCGCAGAGCCAUGUCAUUGACAAGGCUAACAUGGUGAUCUAGAUCGUUCAGGCAAGGAACAGCACCGGGUACCAAGACAUCAUUGUUAUUUUGUGUUGCUUCUACCCUUUAACCCACAAAAAAAGUUGCAUCUAUACGGAUAUGUAUUUGUGAGAAAAAAAGGGACAGAAACCAAGCUUCGUCCAAGUCAGAAUUAAUCAGAAAUUAUGUCCCGGUCAGCGCUGGUACAACCGGCAAGAUGAUGUUGAGGAGUGUUGAGUGGGUGCUGUUGGUGGCAAGUUUGGGGUCCGUCUGUACCAAGGAGACUGCCUUUGUGGAAGUGGUGCUUUUCGAGUCCAGUCCGAAUGGUGAAUAUACAACUUUCACAACCGACUUGCAAGGACGCUUCUCCCGGGCUGGAGCUACCAUCAGCGCCGAGGGAGAGAUUGUGCAGAUGCACCCGUUGGGACUAUGCAACAACAAUGAUGAGGAGGACCUAUACGAGUACGGAUGGGUGGGAGUGGUGAAGCUGGAGCAACCAGAACUGGACCCCAAACCAUGUCUCACUGUCCUGGGCAAGGCUAAGCGGGCAGUCCAGAGAGGAGCAACAGCUGUCAUCUUUGAUGUAUCUGAAAACCCAGAUGCCAUUGACCAGUUGAAUCAAGGCUCAGAAGAUCCACUGAAACGUCCUGUGGUUUAUGUCAAAGGUGUUGACGCAGUGAGAUUAAUGAACAUUGUGAACAAGCAGAAAGUGGCACGAGCACGAAUCCAACAUCGCCCACCACGGCAGCCCACAGAAUACUUUGACAUGGGGAUCUUCCUGGCUUUCUUUGUGGUAGUGUCUCUCGUUUGUCUGGUUCUACUCAUUAAAAUCAAACUCAAACAACGUAGGAGUCAGAGCUCGAUGAACAGAAUGGCAGUCCAAGCCCUGGAGAAGAUGGAAACAAGAAAAUUCAAAUCGAAGAGCAAAGUUCCCAGAGAAGGCAGCUGUGGUGCUUCAGACACGAUCAGUAGCAGCUCCACCUCAGACUGUGCUAUCUGCUUGGAAAGAUACGUCGACGGAGAGGAGCUGCGUGUGAUCCCAUGCACACACCGGUUCCACAAGAAGUGUGUGGAUCCCUGGCUCCUCCAGCAUCAUACCUGUCCACACUGCAGGCACAACAUCAUCGAGCGAAAGAAAGAAAGCAACGGCCCCAUCUGCAUGGAGGCUGACAGCCAAGGCCGCAGCAGGCAGCGGGUGGUUCUCCCUGUCCACUAUCCCGGCCGUGUUCACAGGACGAGCCAACUGACCACGUACCCCACCAGGACGAGCAUGGACCCACACGGGAACCCUGUCACUGUGCUCACGGUGGACCAGCACAGUGAGCAGGGACUGUACCCCGCACAAUCAAGUGCCUACGUCAGAAGUUACCCACCUGUCCACAGUUUGAGCACUCAUCACUGUAACUUGGAACAUCGGGCUUACCCUCAGACUCAUAACUUCAGGAGGCCUAAAUUUAGUGGGCGGAACUAUUCAAGAGCUACUUGCUUUUCUCAGUAUGAGACUAUGUAUCAACAUUAUUACAUUCAAGGACUAAGCUACCCACAGACAGAAUCCCAGGCAGCGGUUAUUAAUCAUAAGGGGCCCUCCCGUCCAUUUCAGCCCAGCGGGAGCAUGCUGUACCCCACGGUGGUCCACAUUCCCCCGUCCUCCCACCUGGAUGGAGCCAGCACCUCGAGCUUCAGCUGUUACCAUGGUCACCGGUCAGUGUGCAGCGGUUACCUGGCUGACUGCCCCGGCAGUGACAGCAGUAGCAGCAGCAGCAGCUCGGGGCAGUGCCACUGCUCCUCCAGCGACUCCAUGCUGGACUGCACCGAGGUCAGCAACCAGGGCGUCUACGGCAGCUGCUCCACCUUCCGCAGCUCCCUGAGCAGCGACUACGACCCCUAUGUCUAUCGGAGCCGGAGCCCCUGCAGGGCCGGCGAGCCGGGUUUGGGGCGGGGUGGGGGCCUGCUGAUGGCGGGACCACAGGAGGAUGAGCUUCCAGCGUACAGCUGUGCCUCCCCCAGUGGUGACAGCAGACCCCCGCAGGCCCCAUCCCCAGGGGACCAACUCUCAAACUGUAGCAUGGACAUGAACUAUAGCAGCAAUUCCUCACUGGAGUACAGGGAUUCGAAUGCCACUACCUCAGAAGAUAGGCCCGAGUGCUCUUCUGGGUCUACUGUGGACAGUAACAGCUGGGGUGGGCCAGAGGCAGCAGGGGCAGCGGGGGCAGUGCCUGAGCAGGCCUGUACCUGUUGCUUUGAAAUCCACCCUUUGGACUGCAAAGGGGCCGAUGAUGGCAAAACGGACAGUCACUUUUCAUUGUUGAACGUGCCCUGUUGCAACAAGUGUGGGAGGAGUGCUGAUUCUCGGACUGCGUCGCAGAGUUUGUACAGUAUUAACGCAGGCUCCCCGUGUCAAACCAGUGCGGGGAAAUUCGAGGGCCUGCCCUGCUGCUUUUAUGAGGAGAAACAGGUUCACCACGGCAGCAGCUGUUUCGCCGAGGACUAUGCAGUGAGCGUGCAGUAUACCCUCGCCGAGGAGGCGCUUCACAACCGCCAUCCAGUUCCCGCCACGGCCGGCUGCUGUGAGCUGAGCCAACGCAUUCCCAUAAUCCCAGAGGACACGGACAGUGACUUGGCCGCGGCUGAGGACUGCGAAGCCGCCAGGCUGUGCGGGCCGGGGGCCGCACGUUCGGAGCCCGAGGACACGGCACAGGAGCGGAGGGAACGAGUCGUCGGCCCAUUGCCUUUCAGCAGCCCUCCCGACCAAAAGGCUGCCUUCCAGAAUAUUUGCUCCGGGCUGCACGAGUCCACCAUGAAAAGUAACUCGGCAGGGUCUAGAUCAUCUCUAAUUCUGAAAAAGGAUUGUUCCACUGAGCAGGACAUCUGAUUUUUUAAAUAAAUAUAUAUAUGUAUAUAAGUACGGUGAUACGGGAAGCGAUCAAUAAGACUCCAAACUCAGUCCCUGUGCGACUGUUUUAGCUUUGACAAAACACACAAAAGUGGUAAUGUGGAGGAAAACACCAAAUCUGAUGCAUCUUCCCACGACUCAGUUCGUGCUUCUUGUCUUGUGAUUUUGAGACAAAGUUCUGCUGUUAUUUAAAACCCUGCUGCCCUUCAUCGCAAGGCAACGAUACUACUGUUGUCAAGGAAUGUCAGGAAUAAACUUUGAUCUGUAGUCAGAGGGAUUUUUGAGCCUUCCGCACGCUCAGGGUUAUGGUUGCCUUAGUAAGUGAGCAAUAUGAAAUGUAAGAAUA